Messenger RNA from Fonsecaea nubica, 1980 nucleotides. RefSeq lists its product as hypothetical. The record is from RefSeq and is a predicted model, not a curated record. The coding region runs from base 1 to 1980 and encodes 659 amino acids. Gene Ontology annotation, cellular component: nucleolus. Gene Ontology annotation, molecular function: RNA binding. NCBI's taxonomy places the organism in Eukaryota, Fungi, Ascomycota, Eurotiomycetes, Chaetothyriales, Herpotrichiellaceae. The transcript is spliced from 2 exons. Gene Ontology annotation, biological process: maturation of LSU-rRNA from tricistronic rRNA transcript (SSU-rRNA, 5.8S rRNA, LSU-rRNA).
AUGGGAACCAAGAAACGCAAAGAGUCUUCCGGUGCCACUGACCAGCCUCUGAAGAAGAGCAAGCAAUCAAAGAGCGCCGACAAAAGUGACGCCUCUAAGGCGGAGCUCAAGGACAAUGAGUCAAUCGAGGUCCCAUCUGACCACAAGCAAAAGACCCUCCAAUCCGACAAUGCUGCUGUAACCAAGUCGAAGAAAUCCCGCAAGCGCGCAUCCGACUUCAUGGACGAUGGGGAGGCACCGGUGCCAGCAGAUACUGCAAAUGAAGUUGAGGGACAAAAUGGUACCGAGGAAGCCGCUGAGCCGGCGAAGAAAAAGUCAAAGAAAAGCAAGAACAACAAAACCAGCAACAAUGGGGAGACACUCACUGCUGAUGGUGUCAAUGGUGUGAUUGAACAUACUGGGGCGGAGAAUUUGGAGACUGCAACCUUGCACAAACCAGUCUCUACUUCGAUGCAGGCCGAGGCGGAGCGCACCGUCGACCAUGAGCUUGAAGAAGGGUUUGGCGGCUUUGCAAGCGAGGAUGAGCAGGAGGAUGCUGGCGAGGUCGAAGCCGAUGACAAUGCGGCUGCUCUAUUAGCUGGGUUUGACAGUGACACAGAGGACAAACAAGAUGAAGGAUUUGACUUUGGGACAACUCCUCCUUUGCCCAAAUACAAGAAGACUCAGAAGAAGUUGGUGAAAGCAAAAGCAAAAGGGAACGACGAUGGUCCUGGCACAGUCUAUGUCGGCCGCAUUCCUCACGGCUUUUACGAGAAAGAGAUGAGAGCCUACUUUUCUCAAUUUGGCGACAUCACCCGCCUGCGCUUGUCACGAAACAAACGCACUGGGGCGUCGAAACACUUUGCCUUUAUCGAAUUCGCUUCAAACGAGGUUGCGAAGAUUGUGGCAGAGACAAUGGACAACUACCUGAUGUUUGGCCACAUCCUCAAAUGCAAAUAUGCUGAACCAGGCUCCCUACACCCUGACGUCUGGAAGGGGGCAGAUAAAAAGUACCGGAAGAUUCCUCACGAGAAACUGGAACGGGAGCGUCUGGCUGCACCCAAGACUGAAGAGCAGUGGCAGAAAAAGAUUGACAAAGAGCAGCGCAAACGGGACAAGAAGGCAAAGAAGAUGAAAGCCAUUGGACUAGACAUGCCAUCGUCCACUCUGACGGCGCCUUCAGCGGCGUUGAGCCAAAAGCUAGCCGGCCAGGCAGAGUCGAAACAAAUUAAGAACGGGGAAAAUGGUCCUAGCCCCGCUCUUGAAGCCCCAAGUGAAUUGGCCAAAGACACACCUGCUGUGGAAGAAGGCAAAAAAUCCAAGAAGGACAAGACGGAGAAGAAAGAAAAAAAGGAAAAGAAGGAAAAGAAAAGCAAGGCUGGCAAAGAGACUGAUGCCGAUAUUGCCUUGACUUCCACGUCAGCCGAUUUGCCAGCGGAGGGGGAAGCCCAAGGCACUUCGACCGACGUGACAGACAAUCAUGCAGAGACCGUUUCAAAGGAAAUGUCCAAGGCCGAGAGAAAAGCAUUGAAGAAGGCAAAGAAAGCCGCGAAAGAGCCUCCCGCUGCCGCUGAGCCUGCCGAGGUUCAAGAAGAGGCUGAAGAGUCUGCUCAUAUUCCUGCCGAAGACGGGGUGGCAGCCACCAAAGAAGAGCUCUCAGCUGACUUCAUCUCAUUUGGACAAUUCGACGAAGGCGAGGCCAAACCGGGAGCCAGUUCGAGCCCAGCCGGCGGCAACAAAUUGAAACCUUGGAAGGUCAAGAAGCCCAAGAAAGAACGCAAGAAUCUUGUCAAAGCUCGAGGGCCGAAGUCAAACCUGGUCUCCACCAAGCCGAAGCCAGACCCCAAUGCUACGGGCAAGAUUCCCGGUCUUCCACUUCUAGGGAAGGCCAAGUACGACAAGGCGGCGCGCCAAGCGCAUAAGGAGCUGAAGAAGAAACUUCUUGCGGAGCGCGCGGCCAAGGGCGGAAGAGGUCGCGGUAGAGCCGGUACUCAAGGUUAG